Molecule: messenger RNA, 550 nt
Organism: Jaculus jaculus (lesser Egyptian jerboa)
Lineage: Eukaryota; Metazoa; Chordata; Mammalia; Rodentia; Dipodidae
Gene: Shisal2b
Product: shisa like 2B
Exons: 3
Coding region: 1-480 (159 amino acids)
Source: RefSeq, a predicted model, not a curated record
AUGGGCGAGCCGGGCCGGCUGUGCUCGGGCUACUACAGCCUCAACCACAGCUUCGUGGAGUCCUUCCAGUGUCCCCGGCGCGGCGACGGCGCCGCGCUGCUCUACUGCUGCGGCUUCGCCGACCUCAAGUACUGCUGCAGCGAGCCGGGCAGCUACUUUCCCUACAAGCACAGCUACAUGUGGAGCCUCAGCGUCGGUGCUCUGAUCGGACUGGGAAUUGCUGCCCUUGUUUUACUUGCCUUUGUCAUCAGCGUCUGUGUCCUUUGCUAUUUAUUUCUCUAUACAAAACCUCAAAGACUAGACACGGGCCUUAAACUUCAACACCUGGAGGCUCCUACUCUAGAAGGCAACUUAAAUAGAAAAACCAAAGGCCUCAUUUCGAAUAUAACAUCAAAUUCGACAGAUGAAGUAUCUUAUGAAGCUGAUGAUAUCAUUCAAGAAAAGACAAUGGAUGCACCACAAGUCAAUAUUACCUACUAAAAACCCCAUGUUCCAAAAGCUUGCUGGAGAGAUGGGACAGUAAGAAUAAAGAAUGCAUUUCAAACCAUAA